AUGGUGAUGGCGGUACUAGAAGUGGUGCUGGCCGUGGUCAUGGGCGUGGUCAUGGCCGUGGCAAUGGCCGUGGAGAUGCCACUUGAUGCUGACUACUGGCUCCACACCAUCGAGCGCAAGCUUGAGGUUGCCCACGCUGCUCAAGCAGAUUGGGUGAACUUUGCCACCUACCAUCUUGAAGGAACUGCUGGCUCAUGGUGGGAAAACUUCCUGUUGAUGCAGCCUGCCGGUCAUGUCGUGACUUGGCAAGAGUUCAAAGCUGCUUUCCGUGCAUAUCAUAUCCCAGAGGGUCUGAUGGACGAGAAAAGGGAAGAGUUUCUGAAGUUGCAGCAGGGCAGUGGUUAUAUCUGUGACUACCAAGAUCUUGUCAACAAGGCUAUGAAGGCAGAAAGAGGAAAGGUGGAGUAUGAGGAAACUCGCAAGCGUCCUAGAGAUACUUCUCAGCCUUCUGGAUCAGGCAAUCAGCGUCGUCGUGUUUUCAUUCCAUAUAGUGCUGUGCCUCGUGCUCCUUAUGCACCAAAGUCUUCUGGUUAUGCUCCUCGUCCACAAGCUCCAAGUGCUCCUCCAAGCAAUGCUGGUGGAACCAACUAUCGUCCCGCCAUGGGUACUCCAGAAAAUCCCAAAAAGGGCAGGGGGGUUUUCAUAAAGAAGACUUUGUCUUCUUCCCCAGGCAGGCAGGCAGCUGCCUGGCCGGCCCCCUGCCGUCGAUCCCGCCGGCGGCCGGGAUGCUCCCCGCCGCCCCCGCCGCCUAUAAAGCCUUGUGCCGCCGCCGCAAACCCUAGGCCAACCCCAUUUCGCCACCUCCUUCCUCCCUCUUCUUCUCUGCGAGCAAACCCUAGCCCGCCGCAGACUUCGCCAUCGCCGCCGCUCCGAGCUACCCCGCGCCAAGCCGACGCCGCCGGGAGGUCCGCCGCGACGCCCUCUACCUCCUCCGCCCAGCAGCGCAAGCCGACGGGGCCGGAAUCGGCCGACUCGGGCCCCGCCCGUGCCGUAGGUCCCCGCCGUUCGCCGGCGUUCCCGGCCUCCCCCGGCUCCGGCGACAUCACCAACAGCUCCACGGUGAGCUGGCGCCCCUCCUGGUACCCGCCGCUCGCCCUAGGUCGACGCGUAGAGCUCCGGCGACGUGAGCCUGUCCGCGCCGCCGUCGGACAUGGAUGCCGGCGUGUCUCCGGCGACCAUUGGAGGGCGGCGCCGCCCUCUUCUGGUUCGCUAGGACGCCGCGCGUCCAACGCGCCCCUCUGCGCAGGCCCUGGCGCCCCCUAG
This is a messenger RNA of Lolium perenne, 1263 nucleotides long. Lineage: Eukaryota; Viridiplantae; Streptophyta; Magnoliopsida; Poales; Poaceae. The record is from RefSeq and is a predicted model, not a curated record.